ACGCCCCCGGAUUUGUUGUGCUGACUGUGUCAGUGCAAAGAGCCCAGAAUUCGUUGAGAUCCAGCGACAUGGCUGCUAGAUAUCUCGUGUAUGCGUGUCUCCUGUGUUAUUUGGGAGUCGUAAGCAGCCAAGACGAAACCUGCCCUGAAAGUACGAGUACAAGGAAUGUGGCUCUCCCUGUGCACUGACAUGUGACAACUACCAAAACCCUCCAUUCUGCACUGCUGUCUGUCAAUCUGGCUGCUUCUGUCCCAGUGGAACAGUGGAACACAACAGUCAGUGUAUCUCUACUGAGGAUUGUCCUACAACCACCACCCCAAGCUGCCCUAACACCUACGAGUACAAGGAGUGUGGUUCACCGUGUGCUAAGACAUGCGAAAACUAUCAAAAUCCGCCCUUGUGUACCUCAGUCUGUCAAUCUGGCUGCUUCUGUCCCGACGGAACAGUUGAACAUGAAGAAACUUGCAUCUCUACUGAGGAUUGUCCUACAACCACCACCCCAAGCUGCCCUAACACCUACGAGUACAAGGAGUGUGGUUCACCGUGUGCUAAGACAUGCGAAAACUAUCAAAAUCCGCCCUUGUGUACCUCAGUCUGUCAAUCUGGCUGCUUCUGUCCCGACGGAACAGUUGAACAUGAAGAAACUUGCAUCUCUACUGAGGAUUGUCCUACAACCACUACCACAAGCUGCCCUGACACCUACGAGUACAAUGAGUGUGGUUCACCAUGUGCUAAGACAUGCGAAAACUAUCAAAAUCCGCCGUUCUGUACCUCAGUCUGUCAAUCUGGCUGCUUCUGUCCCGACGGAACAGUUGAACAUGAAGAAACUUGCAUCUCUACUGAUGAAUGCCCUACCAAUCCACAAAGCUGUCCUGAUACUUAUGAGUACGAGGAGUGUGGUUCGCCGUGUACCAAGACCUGCAACAACUAUGAUGAAGUCUCCGUGUGUGCUACAGUCUGUCUCUCUGGCUGCUUUUGCCCCGAGGGAACGGUGGAACACGAAGGAAAGUGCGUGGCGGUGGAGGAGUGUCCUGGGACUUGCAGCGGAGGGAAGGAAAGGAGGGAGUGUGGGACCGCGUGUCCUCUCACGUGCGACAACUACCAGGAGCCGCCGUUCUGCACGCGACAGUGUGUCCGCGGGUGCUUCUGCCCCGAGGGGAAGGUGGAUCUCAACGGAGUGUGCGUUGACAACACAACCUGUGCAGGCUGCAGUUAUUGUCAAGAAGGCCAGUCCUGUGUUGGAGUUCAUACAGCGGACUUUGAGUAUGCAAUGUGCAAAGACCCCAUUGCCGUUCCAUGUUCUGGUGGUUCUGGGGAGCCCCAUUUUUCUCCUUGUCCUGAGGACUAUCGCUGUGUGACUCACAACACAACUAACAUUCGCUACUGUCUCCAGUCCUGCUACCUGGAGAACGGAGGGUGUCCUCCUGAGCAGGUCUGCUACUACGAGAGGAAAGAUGAGGACUGCAACCAACUCCUGGAGCCUUGCUUCAAGACAGCAUGCACCGAUGUCCCUGCGGCGCCCGAGUCUUGCCCCAUUGGGUGGGUGCUCAAUCCCUGUGGCUCUCUCUGCCAGAGGACUUGUGAGGACUACGUCACAGGGACACGGCUGGCCUGCCCUGAGAUAUGUGGGCCACCUGACUGCGUGUGUCCUCAGGGAUUAGUAGUGUUCAGAGACCGCUGCGUGGAUCCUCUGGAGUGCUUCUCCCUCCUCACAAAUGAACCGGAUCUAAAUCCCUUACCAGUGCCAUCAGACUCAGUGUUGUUGCUGGUGACACUGGUCAACAUAAACAGAGGAGAUGUCAAUGGAAAUCAGUUUGCCGAUGACGUGGAGAAACUAGUCAAGCAACUCGGCUUUGAAGAUGUGUCCGUGUCGCUCUUUGCAACACUGGAGACAGAGGAUGGCUCUGCUGUCGUUGUGCUCCGAUUUGAAGGAGGUUCAGUAGCCAGAGAGGGAUCUCCUGAGCGUCUGGUGGGCAUCAUGAUGGACAAUCCGUCAGAGUUGAACCACGACGUUGCUGCAGUCCGCUCUGUUGGUGAAGAGAGACCUGAGCCAAAUGAGAGCAGUGACAGCGACACUGAUAGCUCCCUGUCUGGUGGAGCAAUUGCCGGGGUGGUGACUGUGGCCGCUGUAGCCUCCGUGAUGGUUGUUGCUGUGGCCCUUGCUGCAGUGGUCUAUCUGGUCUCUAAGACCCGUACAUCCGUAACCCCUGGACACAGCAAAGCGAAGGAGGUUGGUCUGGAGACGCUGCCCUAUGGGAAGCUGUCCACUAAAGAAGAGCUGACGUAAACUGCUCCAAAAAAACUUGCUGAAAACCUGACAUACAUAUUUUAUGUGUUUGCGUAAAAUUUAUGGUUUGUGUCCUCCCCCACCACUCUACACCGGAUUUUGUGUGUGAAUUUUUUUUAUUAUCCUCACACUGCUGACAAAGAGCGCAUGCGCACAAGCACGAGGAAUGGCAAAAGAAGGGGAGAAGAGGUACUCGCUGUCGUGCGAGAUCCUGGGCCACUCGGCGGACGUGAGGGCAGUCUCGUGUGUCCUACUGGCGGGAGAGUCCCGCGAGCACAUCGUCACCGGCUCUCGGGACGGGACCGCGUGCGUUUGGAGACCCGACCCUUCCUCCAACAAAGACUAUCUCCUCCACAAAGUUAUCCGGAAGCACACUGGAUACGUCUCUGCGCUGUGUGUCAUUCCACCGGACGCCCAGGCGGGCAGGCUCGAACCUCUGCUUGCGACGGGGAGCCAGGAUGCGACUGUCUUGGUGCACUCUCUGUCACCAGAGGUGGAGGAGCCUUUGGAGCGGUACACGGGGCACACAGCUCUGGUGACCACCAUCACACACCAACAUGGCCAGCUGGUGUCAGGGUCGUGGGACAGUUUUGUUCGUGUGUGGAAAAGUGGAGGCCAGAGCUCGGCAUUCAAGGCUCACACACCAGCAGUGUGGACGGUUGCCGGCCUCUUCAGACACGACGGCACCCGGAGAAUACUAUCAGGUGGAGCAGAUCAUAAAGUGAAGUUAUGGGAGGUUGACUCGGGAGUCUGUCUUCAAGAGUAUUCAGGCCACGGCGAUGUGGUCAGGGACAUAAAGGUCGUGUCACACCAGUUCUUCAUCUCUGCAGCAAAUGACAGUUCUCUUCGGAGGUGGAACUUGCACAGUGGACAGUGUCUGAGUGAAAUGUACGGCCAUCAAGCAUACGUUUACAGUGUGUGUCUGAUCCCACGGACGUCUGGUGAGGAGGUGGUCUCCAGUGGAGAAGACUCCUCCGUUCGAGUCUGGAGAGGUGGUUCGUGCAGGCAGGUGGUUGGUAUACCCGCUACGUCUGUGUGGAGCGUUUGCUGUCUGGACAAUCAGGACAUAGUGACAGGAUCCAGUGACGGAGUUGUUAGGAUUUUCUCAGUUGAUCCUCAAACGAUUGCCUCACCCGAGGUCAUCGCAAACUAUGAAAGCAAGAUGGAAGAACAUCGUAGGCGGUCAAAGAAGAGUGAUAUUGAUGUGUCAUCUCUGCCUGGCCCGGAAGCUCUCGCCUCAGAUGGCCAGAAACCGGGACAGACUCUUAUGAUUAACAAUGGAGGAGUUGCUGAAGUGUAUCAGUGGAAUGCAGACUUACAUCAGUGGGAUAAGAUAGGAGAUGCAAUAAGCAAGGCUCCCGAGUCUACUGUCUACCAGGGACAGGAGUAUGACUAUGUGUUUGACAUAGAACUGGACGAAGGUGGUCCUACUAUGAGGAAAUUGAAACUCCCUUACAACAAAGACACUGAUCCGUAUGUGGCUGCAAUGGAGUUCCUAGAGGCCAAUGGUCUACCUGAGAUGUACCUGGACCAAGUGGCAGAGUUUAUCGUACAGAAUGCCGGGGAGUACCAGGGGCCUGUUGCCAGCGGUCCAGCUGACCCCUUCACUGGUGGAGCCCGCUAUGUUCCGAGCAGUGGAGUCCAGAGAGGCUCUGGGACUGGUUCAGACACUGGUGGGGCACAGGAUCCUUUCACUGGAGGGUCCAGGUACCGUCCCAGUGCCAGCAGCAGUGGCCGGGAGCUGGGGGUGGGGCCAAGCUCCUCUGGAGGCGGGGCUGAUCCUUUCACAGGGGGAAACAGCUAUAGGCCACGGGAGUUUUCUCAAGCACAGCCCCAGAUCUCUGUGAAUUUCACCGGCAGUAGACUACAGAGCACCAACGCAUACUUCCCAAUGAAAGAGUACAAGUUGUUCGGUAGUCCCAGUGACUAUGCUGACAAAGUGAUGGGGAAGAUUAGAGAGUUUAACGGGGCUUUGGACCAGACAAGACAGCUUAAGGCGGAGGAACUGACAAGAUGUCACGGUCUCUGCUCCAGUCUAACAUCACCACGAGCACACAGUGUCACAGUAGCUCCGGCUGACUUGCAGCUCAUAGACAGAAUCAUCCAUUGGCCCCCUGACCAUGUCUUUCCAGGAUUAGACAUCUUGAGACUGGCCCUGUUGAACAAGUGCGGCUGCAAGUACUUUGUGGAUGACGAGGACGGUGGGAAGGUGUUCCUUGGAGAGCUGUUGGCCUUAGCCGUGGGCUCUCAGGCUCAGUCAAAAAACCAGCUCCUUGUCCUGCGAUGUCUGGCAAACAUGUUCUCCGUAGAUAAUGGACAGAGGCUAAUGGACGGGCAGAGAAAGUGGGUGAGACACGCUAUCUGUACCUCUGCUGUUCUUGUGUUCAACAAUGGGAGUCUGAGUAAUAAUUAUAGUGCUAAGUAUAGGGGCAACAGAGGGUGAGCAUUAAACAUUAAAGUGGUGCUACAUAUUUGGCUAAGGUGAAGUAUUAAUCUGUUUGGCCGACCAGGUAUUGUCACAGAUGGAGCCACUUUUGAGUGUCGGUUCUAAAACUCACCAAGUGGCGCUCUCUACUGUCCUUCUGAAUUACUGCAUAUAUUACCACAAGAUGGGGCAGGAAGACGGCAUGACAGACUGUACACGACUAGCAGUAAAGGUGCUCAAGACUUCUUUUGACCCACAAGCAAAGCUAAGAACACUUAUUGGCCUUGGAGGUUUGGUGAUGGCCAAGAAAGCUAGGGUCUUGUCUGCUGCCAUUCCCGACAAUCUCAGAGCACUGGUAGACUCUCACUGUACCUCAGCCAAUACUUCUGAGGUAUCAGAGUGUGCCAGAUACAUCAUUCAGGCAUUGAACUGAACUAACAAAAUUAAUAGCUUCCGACCCUUUGCUAUAUAUAUAUAUUCUAUAUAGCACUAUCAUUCAUCAACUUAUGAUAGAGAAAAGUUUAUGAAACACAAAAGCGGUAUUACACAAACUGAAACGGAGUAGAUAAAGUCCCGGUUAACCAAAGUCCCUGUUAGCUAUAAUGUGUAAGCUAUACUAUGUGGCUCAAAGUCUUUGGGUAUUCUUGGAAAUGAGGACUCCGAGAGAGAAGUAGUCAG
Geodia barretti is the source of this 5390-nucleotide messenger RNA. Lineage: Eukaryota; Metazoa; Porifera; Demospongiae; Tetractinellida; Geodiidae. The record is from the annotation of a GenBank genome assembly.